This is a messenger RNA of Penicillium chermesinum, 903 nucleotides long. RefSeq names its product polysaccharide deacetylase family protein. Gene Ontology annotation, molecular function: hydrolase activity, acting on carbon-nitrogen (but not peptide) bonds. NCBI's taxonomy places the organism in Eukaryota, Fungi, Ascomycota, Eurotiomycetes, Eurotiales, Aspergillaceae. Bases 1 to 903 code for a protein of 300 amino acids. Gene Ontology annotation, biological process: carbohydrate metabolic process. The record is from RefSeq and is a predicted model, not a curated record. The transcript has 4 exons.
AUGGCUCCAAAAAGAGUCCUCAUUACCUACGGCGUCGAUGUUGACGCUGUAGCCGGUUGGCUUGGGUCAUACGGAGGCGAAGAUUCCACCAAUGACAUCAGCCGAGGAGUGUGGGCCGGCACAGUCGGUACCAGAAGGCUUUUGAAGCUGUUUGAUAAGUAUCAAAUCAAGACGACGUGGUUUAUUCCGGGCCAUUCGCUCGAGACUUUCCCAGAGGAUAUGGCUGCAGUUCGCGAUGCCGGUCACGAGAUAGGGCUUCACGGAUACUCCCACGAAAACCCGACUGACAUGAGCAUCGAGCAACAGCGUGAUGUCCUAGACAAGACCUAUAAGAUGCUGACUGAAUUUGCGGGCAAGCCCCCCCCGUGGUGGGAAACAAGCCAAGAAGGCGCCCAGCUACUACUUGACUACGGAAUUGAAUAUGACCAUAGUAUGAGCCAUGAGGACUGCCAGGCUUAUUAUCUGCGAACUGGUGACAGCUGGACCAAAAUUGACUACAGCAAAAAAGCUGAGGAUUGGAUGAAGCCCCUGGAACGUGGCACGCAGACUGGCCUAGUGGAGAUUCCUUCAAAUUGGUACAUUGACGAUCUGCCCCCCAUGAUGUUCAUCAAGAAAGCUCCCAAUAGCCAUGGCUUUGUCAAUGCACGUGAUGUUGAGGAUAUAUGGCGAGACCACUUUGACUACUUCUAUCGGGAGUACGAUGAGUUCAUUUUCCCAAUCACUAUCCAUCCAGAUGUCUCGGGUCGACCGCACGUUAUUUUGAUGCAUGAAAGGCUUAUUGAACAUUUCAAGAAGCAUGAUGGAGUUGAGUUUGUGACUAUGGAGCAAGUCUGUGAUGAGUUCAAGAAGAAGAACCAAGCGCCACCUGGAGCCCUGAUGCCAAAAUCUGUGAAAAGACCCUAG